UUUGGAACGCGUCGAUGCUGCGAUAACGACGCCAUCAAGCAAACACGCAUAUACAAUAUGAACCGUUUAAAUUCAAAAGGGUAACGGCAUGCGUGUAUCCUAUCGAGGUCGCGUCCUGAUAAGAGUGGAUGAAUUUCUCUCGUGCAAUAGACAUUUUAUACAAAUCGAGAAAAUUAAAAGCGCGUGAAUGAUGGCUAAUCAACCGGAAUGGAAACCUGUCGUACAACAAAUGGUCGUGGAGAUCGAACAUUCAUUCAGCCAGCUGCAGAAGACAUGGGAAGGCAUCGGGUGCACCAGCGACAUGCGAUCGACUUAUUACGACCAAGCGCACACUCACAUAAAGGAGCUGUUAGAUGACAUGGUGGCUGAAGCGCAGUCAAAGGAGCAAGUGUUGAUAAAUACCAUAGAGGAUCUGUUGAAGCAAACGUCGUUGCUAUACGCGGAACUGCAUUUGAACGAAACACCGAAAACGUACGAGCAGAUUCCUCUGUGCAAGGUCGAGCAGAUGCUGCAGAUGGAUUUGCAGAAUUUGGAGCACAUAAAGAAGGAGCGUAUAAUGAUUUUGAAGGAGCUGUUGACGAAGGAGCACGACAUCUGCAAGAGACUCGGUUGCAAGGCACUGGGUAUCACUGUGAAUGUUUUGCCCACCGAGGAAGAUCUCGAAGGUUUCAAGCUCUAUCUGCAAAAGCAAGAGAUUGAGAAACUACGUUUGGACAGCAUUUUCAUGGACAUGCGUCGUUCCAUUAUCAAGAUGAUGAAUGACAUGGGAAUCUCUCCAUCGCCGUCCUCUUUUGAGGAACUGGUUUGCAAUAAUCCCGAAGAGUUUGUGCUGAGUACAAGCAACAUGAUGAAAUUGAGAGAGUUCAGAGACGAGCUGAACAUGCAAGUGGAAGAUGCAAGGUGUUGCGUCGAGAAAUUGAAAGAGGACCUGACAGCACUGUGGAAGUAUCUCGAUGAGCCAGACGACGUUCGCGAGGCUUUCUUUCAGAAGUAUCCUGGUUACAGCGCCAGCACUGUUAGCGCCUUGGAUGCCGAGAUAAAGCGUUGCAAGGAGAAAAGGAAGAAGAACAUUGCGGUUCAUGUCGAGAAGCUAAGAAACGAGUUGCGAGAGUUAUGGGACAAAUGCAAGUUCUGUGACAAGGAGAGGAACACGUUCGCACCGUUCUACUCCAAUACGUUCACGGAGGACUUGUUGACGUUGCACGAAUUGGAACUGGAACGACUAAACAAGUUUUAUAACGAAAAUAGAACGAUAUUCGAGCUUCUGAAGCAACGUGAGAAUCUGAUACUGAAAAUAAAGGAUCUGGUUAUGCGAGCGAACAAUCCCGAUCGUUAUCACAAUCGCGGAGGUGGAUUGCUAACAGAGGAGAGAGAACGCAAGGGGGUGCAGAAGAAAUUUUACGAGGUGGAAAGGGAAUUGAGGCAGUUGAUCAACGAGUACGAGACCAGACACGAUCGUGUGUUUACCAUCGAUGGUAAAAAUUGGGAAGAAGUUCUGGCGGACACUCUGGAGGAUAUCAGCCGCGAAAAGGAGAAGAUGAGGAGAGAGGCGAAGAGCUCGAUCAAGAAGUCUCCUCUAAACAGCUCCAAGCGGACGCCGGGUAUGGCGCACUUGAGCAUCCACAGGGGUCCGACGCUGGGACUGUCGAAGCGUAAAUUGUUCACCCCGUCUCCCAACUCGUCGAUAAAACGUCGAAAUAAAAACGGUGAUAAGAUCAAGCCAACCGUGGCCGCGUCCAAGAUCAGGAGGAGCGGAAAAAUGCCGAAGAUCGGGCACAAGUCGCGCAGAUCUUCUAACGGCGAGCGGAAGAAAAGGGAAUCGCUAUCAUCCAGCAUCACUGACACAACGUACAAUCAAUUUCAGGGACAUAUGACGGAUAGGGAAGAGUUGCAGAGCUCGAUGUUACCAGAGCAAAUUCUGAAAAGCGCAACCAACAAGAUCAACAUUAACAAGACACCGGUACGAACGCCGAUAAAACCGUUGCGAAAACACCUUUCCACGACAACAGCAACAACACCGGUCACCUGUGGCUCCACGCGUAGAACACCGCAUAGUCCCAGUCCUAGAGUCAUUAACACCAAAAAAAUGACGACGGCUCCUAACUUCAAUUACUUAUUUUAAAUUAGAAUGGCAUAAUUUUUUUAAAUUAAUAUGUGACAAUAAAUUUUCUCGUCUGCGAGAAUAAUCUGAAAAAUGUAAUUUUAACGGAAUCUUUUUACAAUCGUGCCGAAAAUUUAUCUCUCGAAUUUCAAAUUUUAUACGUACGGAUAGUACAAAUGAGAAUCGAUAUUACGUCGUUGCUUGGUGAUAUUGGAAUGCAAAAAUCUAUUAAAUUGCUUCCGACGUAGCAAAAUACACAGUCGAGAUUAGUUUAAGUUGGAAAAAAAAAAAUAUAUAUAUUGUUAGAUAAGAAAAGCACAUCACUUAUAAUAUUUUCCUUUCAUUGAAUAGCAGGUCUAUUCUGUAACUCUUAACGAUAGUUUCUUAUUGUUAUAAUGUCGCGACUUUUGUAUGUAACUCAUUAUAAUUAUAAUAUGGAACAUUAUGAUACUGAUUUUCGACACGUGUAACGACAACUCGAUACCGACUGUGCGAUUCUGUAACUCGGAACAGUGUUGACGUUACAAAACGUGGUAACAAAACAUCAUUAUUUAAUUUUUUAUAUAUUUUGUAUUUUUUAUAAUAAUAGCGAAACAUAAGUUUGUUAAAAGUUACAGAAAUCUGCAGAAAACGUAAUUCAACGCAAUUUUUAUUAGCAGCUAAAAUAUAUUUAGUAGAUUAAAUGUUUAUUAUUAUUAACGCACAUAUAUAUAAUUUAUUAAUAAGUUAGUGUACAAAUAUUUCUUCGUAAGUUUUAAAAUAUUUCUAAAUAAAGUAAUAUCUUUGUAAACAACGAGAAAGACUUGCAAAGUCUCUUUAUACGUUUUAAUAACGUAACAUUUUGAUACUUUUUCAAAUGUAUGUACACUAUAUGAAAUUUUAUUUCUAUAAUAUAAUUAUUCCGAGC
This is a messenger RNA of Monomorium pharaonis (pharaoh ant), 3008 nucleotides long. Its product is annotated as protein regulator of cytokinesis 1. NCBI's taxonomy places the organism in Eukaryota, Metazoa, Arthropoda, Insecta, Hymenoptera, Formicidae. Gene Ontology annotation, cellular component: spindle; cytoplasm; mitotic spindle midzone. Bases 188 to 2122 code for a protein of 644 amino acids. The record is from RefSeq and is a predicted model, not a curated record. Gene Ontology annotation, biological process: microtubule cytoskeleton organization; mitotic spindle midzone assembly. The transcript is spliced from 2 exons. Gene Ontology annotation, molecular function: microtubule binding.